ACGACCUUGUACGAGGAGCUGGGGGUGCCGGAUAACGCGGCCGAGGGCACGAUUCGCCGGGCGUACUAUCUCUUGUCCAAGAUUCAUCAUCCCGAUCGGCAGAACGGGACCGAUGGCACGUCUGCCUCGACGCCAGAGCGCUUUCUUGCCAUCGCCGCUGCCUACAAAGUGUUGAUCGACCCAGAGCAGCGACGUCGCUACGAC
Monosiga brevicollis MX1 is the source of this 204-nucleotide messenger RNA. RefSeq lists its product as uncharacterized. The annotation marks the transcript as partial. The record is from RefSeq and is a predicted model, not a curated record. Lineage: Eukaryota; Choanoflagellata; Craspedida; Salpingoecidae. The transcript has a single exon.